Messenger RNA from Mytilus trossulus (common blue mussel), 2964 nucleotides. RefSeq lists its product as uncharacterized. The record is from RefSeq and is a predicted model, not a curated record. Bases 323 to 1297 code for a protein of 324 amino acids. Lineage: Eukaryota; Metazoa; Mollusca; Bivalvia; Mytilida; Mytilidae. The transcript is spliced from 2 exons.
GCAAUCAACCAAUUUUAAAUGGUCGUCUUUUAUUUUUAAUUGUUUGUCCUGUUGAAAGGAUUUGAUGAUUAUAUUAAAACCAUUUUUAUUAUCGAUAUUAUAUGUAUCAUGCCUCCCCGGACGGAGAUGAUUUGUAUUAAUUAAGGCAUGAUAAAAGCCCACUGGGUGUGUAAACUUUUCCAUUUGAUAAAUAGUAUCGACUGCAUAUACAUGUAAUGAGUGAUACCAAAGGUCAAAUUGAAUAUAAUUUAAGAAAAACAAGGAUAUUGAAAAUAUUAUCAAAGGCAGUGGACACGGGACAUUCGAUAAUUCAAUUUUGACAAUGGCGGAUUUAAGCAUGAAAAGUUACAAGUCUCAUGAAUCAGUAAGGGAGAGAAAUAGACGAGAGCAAAGAAGAUUUGAUCAGACUUCUGAUGGCAGAUACAAUGAAUUCAAAAUAAAGCUCAAUGGAAUUAGCACUCAGCAAAGGCUAGUAGAAAAGGACCUAGAAAGAAUACGUGCAGGAGUUCACAGACCACCGAAAAGUGCUAUAAUUUCCAGUCACAAAUCAUUCAAUCCAGCAAGUACUCGUACAUUAGCUGAAAAAAAUCUGCGGAAUAAACAAGAAAAAUCCUCAAAAAAAUCUCCAAAGAGGUCGCCUCGGCCACCAAGUGACAUUGAAAAGGUUGAAAUUAAUACAGGUAUGCUAGUAGAAUAUUUACAGAAACUUCAAGAAGCAGACGUCAUUGAUUUAGACAAUAUGAUAACCGAUAAAGUUGUUAAAGGUACGCAGCUUGUCAAUCAAAAAAUGAACUCUGACCCUGAGAUGUCGCAAAGAUCUACUAACCAAGCAGAACGAUCAGGUAGCUUUAAUAAUAAACAGCUUAAUAUACCUAUCAUACGAGAUGUAAAUAGUGCAACGAGAGGAUCGACCGAUAGCAAACUAGAUUUAAAUUCUACUUCUAAUCGAGAUCAAAGACUUUUAAAAUCUUCUCCUUUACCAAUCAUGAGUGCUCCUGAAACUGGAGCUACCUUAGAAAAGGAACAACACAGUUCUCAAAAAGCAAUCAAUAAUUCUGAAAAUUCGAAAGGAAUUGAUGCAAGCACCAGAAGAAGAAAAUCUUCAGCAGCACAAGAGGAUUUUAAUGGACAGAUUUACAAUUAUGAUUCCUUUGAAUUUGGAAAUUCAAAAGAGCAACUGAACUCAGAUAAACAAUGGGAACAAGCUAGAAACGCCAGAUAUGUACGGACUCGUGAAAAAUUAGAAAGAGACAGGGAAUUAUCAGUGAAGGAAAUAUUUGACCGAUCCAAACCUUAACUGAAUUAGAAAUUAAUAGAAAGAGGGGAUUCAUGUUCACAGGAAGUUCAUUCACAAACAGAACUAAAAGUUAUACAUCUUGCCAAGAUUUUUACUUACUGUGAUUGAAAAAAACUCGGAUGUUGAAACAUUCAAUGCACGAAAAAAUGGAUUUAACACACUCUUGUGCAUGCAACGGUACAUUAUUUCAUUUGGUUACACAGUAGUCCGUCCAUUUGUUUAUUUUUUAAAUUGUUAAACUUGUUUGCUUUUUUUUAUUUUUCUUCUUUUUUGCUUGUAAAUAGUUAAACUAGACAGUACAAUUAUUAGUUUAUAGUCCUUUUUAAACAAAAAAAUCAUCUCUUUAAAUCAUUAAUGUCUCUAUAAUAUAUAAUGCGCUUUUUACAAUUUUACAAUAAUAAGGCAAUAAAAGUUAUCUUGGUUACACAGGAUUGUAUGUUUAAAAUUACACGAUAAUAACGACAUUACAUAAGAUAGAAAUACAUUUACUUUUUAUGGUAUUUAAGAUUAUUUUACAAUAUAUUUUCUUCUCAAGAGUGCCUUCGCAUUUAAUUAAGCGAACUAUUGAAAUGCUCAUGCAAGCAAAGUAUUGUGUGUAGAUAUUUCUUCUGAGAACUGUUAUUGUCAAUAAAUUGUUAAAAAUGCAUAAUAAGAAUACGUUUUCUCCUCUUUUAAGAUUUACUUUAUAACGGUCUAUUGAUCGUUUGAUACUCUAAGGGAUUUAACAUUUGUAAUUGCAUAAUCUUUUAUAUGCAAAACACACUUGAAAGGAAAAUUUAAAGAGCGAUAAUGUCUUCAAAAUUUUAUUAAAUCCCAUUAAAAUUUAAUCCAAAACAACAUGAUAACGUGCGUAUCCUUAUUGAAGAGCAAAGCUCAACGAAAAAAAGCAACAAUAAACACUAAAAAAAUUAAUGCCUUUCCCCCAUGGAGCAAUUCUUCCUAAUCCAUCCUUUUGACCAUAUACAAUGAUAAUAUUUCAAUGUUGAUGACGAGCAUCUUUCAAGGCUUCCAUCCUCCAAUUUUAACGGGAUUAUUUGUCAGUUGUCAAUCUUCUUGCUUGGUAAACAUCUAUUUUACCUGUGAAGGGCAACAAAUGUUCGAAAGAAAGGCAUUUUACAUGUUCUUUUUCCAGGAACCAAAUAAGAUAGUUGAAGCAGGUAUGGCGCACUUGACGAUUUGUUCUCCAUUUUGUACGUCAAUCGUUUCCUUAUAAGUUAUCUUUUCAACUAUAAUAGAAUGUUUUUUCCGUUGCCAUAAAAGGUCUUGAGAUGAAAAUUUCAUUUUAUUUUCGCAAUUUUUCUGAAGAUUCAAAAAUGGAAUGUUUAACCCAAACAGGAAGUUUCUCCGACUUUGCAGUUGCCAUUGUAAUAAAUUGAGAUAUCAAACUCCAUUUAUGCAACAAAAUUUUGUUUCAUAUUUUGUUUUUCUUUAAUAAUUAGUUCUUUCUUCGACCAAGCGGCUGAACAAAUGUGUACAUUAUGCUAUAUUGUAAAAGUUAUGUUUACUAGACCACACACAGAACAAACGUUCUAGCUUAGGUAUGUUAUACUUGGUUGUGGUCCAAGUAAAAAGGAAAUUAGCUUUAUUUGAAUCAAUAUAGAUAAAGAUUGUCAUGAAAUCUUGUUGAUUUGUUGAUUGUUAUCGGUAAUUAAAAUCAUGAAUGUGAA